AUGGUGAUGCCGAAGUCACGUCUGGUGGUUUUGCUUGGAGGACUGGUCGCUGGACACGGUCUGCGCCGUCAAAUAACCAUUGAUUAUACAAGUGCUCCUCUCAAUCUUUCGACACUGGCCAACAACUCACUAUACUCAACAUGGCGUCCCAGAGCACACGUUCUCCCUUCCUAUGGUCAAAUUGGUGACCCGUGUAUGCACUAUACAGAUCCGAAGACCGGUCUGUUUCACGUGGGCUACCUCCACGAGGGCGCGUCCGGCGCCACGACUGGCGACCUUGUCACGUACGAUGAUCUGAAUCUGAAUUCAUCACCUUUCAUUCGUCCGGGCGGCAUCAACGACCCGGUAGCAGUGUUCGACGGAAGUGUAAUCGAACGUGGGAUCAACGGGACACCAACCCUACUCUAUACAAGCGUAAGCUAUCUUCCAAUCCAAUGGACGGUGGCAUAUACCAAAGGCAGCGAGACACAAUCCCUAGCUAUUGCGACAGACGGCGGUCUGAACUUCACAAAACUGGAACACGGUCCGGUAAUUCCAAGCCCGCCUUUCGCUGUGAAUGUAACUGGCUUCCGCGACCCAUUCGUGUUCCAAAGCCCUCAGAUCGACGGCCUACUGAAGAAGGCGAAUGGUACUCAUUACACGAUCAUUUCUGGCGGAGUGCAUAGCCAAGGCCCGAGUCUCUUCCUAUAUGCUGAAUACGGCGAUGAAGCCGGCAACUUCCAAACCUGGGAGUAUCUCGGUCAGUGGUGGCAUGAGGAAGCCAACACUACAUGGACAGAGGAUGGUUGGGCCGGACGCUGGGGCUUCAAUUUCGAAGUCGGCAACUUUUUCGCUCUGAGCCGGGACGGCUUUGACCCCAACGGCGAGCUCUUUGUCACGCUGGGCGCAGAAUGGAGUUUCGAUCCCAUCGUACCUCAGGUCUCUGACAACCGAGAGAUGCUGUGGGUGGCCGGCACGCAAUCACUGGUCAAUGGCUCACUCAGGUUCGAGCCAACUAUGGCUGGAAGACUGGACGCUGGGCGAUCGGCAUAUGCUGCUGCAGGCAAGGCUGUGCUCUCGACCUCCCAAGCUAGCCAGAAAAGCGGCGCACCUGACCGCUUUCUGACUUACCUCUGGUUGACUGGAGAUUUCUAUGGUACGCUUGAAUUUCCCAAAGCGCAACAAAACUGGACUGGAUCACUCUUACUCCCGAGGGAGUUGUCUGUAGGUUACGUAAACGUCGUCGACAAUGAACUCGCAAGGGAAAAGGGAGCGUGGAGAAUCGAGACCGAACAUGACAACGGAACGCUGACGCUAGCAACACUACAUCAACAAAUCGCGCGGGAGCCGCUGGCUGCGUUCAAAUCCAAUGCUACCAAGCUCAUCACGCAGCCUGGAUGCCGCAGAUCAUCAGGCGCUCGCUUCGAUGUUAGCCCCGAGAGCAAGCACUAUGUGCUCUCCACGUCCAUAACCUUCCCUGCACGGGCUGACGAGAUCAAAGCUGGUUUCGAGAUUCUCUCCGGGGCUCACGAGACCACGCGUAUCUAUUACCAGUUCUCUAACGAGAGCCUUAUUGUCGAUCGAUCCAACUCAUCUGCAGCCGCAGCCACGACGCCGGGGAUUAACACAGACAACGAAAGUGGGAAAUUCCGCCUCUUCGAUGUCCCAGACGGCAACAGUUCCACGAUUGAGACUUUGCGUAUCACAAUUGUGGUGGAUGGUGGGGUAGUGGAAGUGCAUGUGAAUGACCGUUUUGCGCUCAGCACCUGGAUUUGGACAUGGUUCGAAGACAGCAGACAUAUUCGAUUCAUCGCGGAGGGUGGCGAGGUUGAAUUCAGCGAAGUGACUAUAUGGGAGGGCCUCGUGGACGCAUGGCCGCAGCGCGCUUGA
Molecule: messenger RNA, 1869 nt
Organism: Ascochyta rabiei
Lineage: Eukaryota; Fungi; Ascomycota; Dothideomycetes; Pleosporales; Didymellaceae
Product: Beta-fructofuranosidase
Exons: 1
Coding region: 1-1869 (622 amino acids)
Biological process (GO): sucrose catabolic process
Molecular function (GO): sucrose alpha-glucosidase activity
Source: RefSeq, a predicted model, not a curated record